ACUCACAGGAUGGUGUCUGACUUCAUAAUUAAAGCAAUGGAACCCAAUUAGAGGCUCUUAGUUCAAUACUUGCAGAGGCUCUGCUGACACUGGCCAUAGCAGCAGCUGGAAAGGCAAUUUCAAAACAGAAGAAUGGAAUACAUAUGAGUUACAGCUUGGCUGGAUGAAGUAUCUGUAUGAAACACACCAUUAAGUGGUAUUUAAAAAGUGUUUUCCAAGAUCAUCUCAUGUAGCCAAACUGUAGUUGCAUCUGCAGUCUGUUGAACUGUUUGGAAAAUUGUCACACAUUUCUGUAGAGUUCAGUGUGAGCAGAGCCAGUAUUGCAUUUAUUGAAAGGUCUGGGCUGAGGUCUGUGCAUCCUUCUGGGAGAGAAGAGAGAGAGAACAUGGCUGCACCUGAAGCUGGAAGCACAGACCCAUGUCUUCCUCUGGAUUCAAAUAGAGCAGAGAAUGGGGCAGUUAAUGGACACAUAAAACAAAUGAAUGGAACCAUUAAAGAAGUACCCUUUACAGAAUUUCCAAUGCAUGGGUUUCAGUGUUGUGAGAAACGGAGAGCACCUUUGUGGACAGUUGUGAGCUUGAUAUGCAAUGCAGUUUUUCUCAUCCCAAUCAUCAUUUUAAGUGUGGUUUUAAUAUCAGAGAGAAGAAGAGAGGCACAGCUGUGUUCUCCCACUGCUCCAGUACACAGUUGUCCUGAUGGUUGGAUUGGAUACCGAAAGAGAUGCUACUAUUUUGCAGAAGCAGAAGGAGACUGGGAGUUCAGCAGGAAGAACUGCUCUGCCUUCGAUGCCUCCUUGGCUGUCAUUGAUUCCCAAGAAGAGCUGGAUUUCUUGAGACGCUACAAAACGUCUGCCGAUCACUGGAUUGGCCUGAAAAGGAAUGAAGAAACAGAGGCCUGGAGAUGGAUCAACGGUGUCAUUUUCAACAACAUUGAUCUGCACACACUCCUUGCAGGAAGUGGCAGCUGCCAGCGGGUGGGACUUCACAUUCGUGGAAGAGGAGCAUGUGCUUAUGUGAAUCAUGAGGGGAUUGCCAGCUCCAGCUGCGUAUGGCAGGAGCCCUGGAUCUGCAGCAAACCACCUGUCAGCUGAUCAGACAAGCUUUACACCCGUUUCAAAGCCCUACAAUGCAUAAUUAUCUUCAAGAACCCGUUGUGAACUAUGGGAGAAGCCUGAACCCUGGUCCCUUUGGAAUCAGAGAUGACUUGAAAGAGGAGGAGCAACAUCCCAAACCUGUCUUUGCUUGCUUUCAUGCUGUCUGGAAUUAUAGAAUUAUAGAGUUGGAAGGGACUUCAAGAGGCACAGAGUCCAGCUCACCACUAAAACAGGAAAUCCACAAGAGAGGUUGUCAGGAUAUUAUGGCUCAUAAAGUAGAAUUUAGUCUUUGUACAUAAACCAGAGUGUUCUUCUAGACAUACAUUUUGUAUCAGGUGUGCAGCUACAAGGUUAGCACAUGUAGAUGAUGUCAGCCCUGAAAUGUGUAUUGGACAUGAUAUAAUGUCUGGGAGAAGACAUUGCAUGAUAAUGCUGGUGAUUGGUUGUGUCACGCUAUUUAAGUGCUGCACACUAGAGUGGAAUAUGGAGCUUUAUAUGUUGCUGCAAGAAGUGCUGUCUAUUUAUUUUACAGAUAAGGGUGUUGUUUAGUCUGCUGUACAUAGCUCUGCUGUUCAUAUUUUGUGUAAAAACAUGAGUGCUGAAGGUAUCUACCAUCAGCCUGUGCUUAAAAAUCUUCAAAGAAGGAAAGUCUAGCACCCUCUGAGAAAAAUCCCAAGCCACUGUUGAAAAGCUCUGCUGCUAAACAAGAUCUUCCUAAUGUUUGGGCAAAAUCUCCUAUCUUGUAAUGAAUCCAUUAUUUCAGACCCUGUCCCCUGGAGCUAGAGAAACAUGCUUGCACCAUGUUUUAUGUGGCAGCUUUUCAAAUGUUUGAAGAUGGAAUCAUAGAAUAAUUGAGUUGGAAGGGGCAGUCAUGGUAUGAGAGCUGGAGUGAUAUAUGCAGUUGGAAUGCAAGUGCAAGCUAGCAUUAGUGGCUGUAAUGAAAGACGGCAGAUGGAUAGUGAGGAGGAAUUGAGAGAUGGUCAGUCAUCCCAAAGUUAGCCCCCUCCCUUAUCAAAAUGGGAGUACAUCCUGGAAAGAUUCUUUGCCAGGCAGCCCAAGAAAUGCAGGAACAGAACCUGAUGUAUCCCAUGAAGGACCAGGAGCAAUUCUCCACUCCUGGAGAAGCUGUUGAGAAAGAGUCAAGGGUUAGUUCUAGCAGCUUAUCACAUCCGAGAGAGUUUGUUGCAAAAGAGGGAGGAAUUGUGCAGAGAGCUGGAGGGGUCAGCAGGGAGAUGCAAAUUGGGUUGUUUAAACAUCUGCUCCACCUUAAAUGCUUUGAGUGUGGCGAUGUGGGACACAUUAAAAAGAAUUGUGGGAGACUGACAAUUAGAAAGCCAAAAACCACUGCGCAACUCAACGUGAAAAUUAUCAGGCCAGUGGGUUGAGUAAUUGACACUCAGGAGCCAUGGUAUUUGGAUCCAGAGGUGGAUGAAUGGGAAGCAUGGGGAGGGUGAUCAUUGGAAGAAGAGUUUUGCUUCCCCAGGCAAGAUCUACUAGGAGCAGGUAUGCAUUGAAUUGAUCCUGAGUCAGCUGAGCAAAGCAGAGGGAGAGGCCGAGGUUAUCCAUCAUCAUCAACUAUUAUUGUAGGCUGCGGCAAAAAAUGUUGCCUCCAGCUAGAAUUGAAGGUCAAGCCACAGAGAAUUGCUUUGUGCUCUCUUCAGAAGGCUUCUAUGCAAGGCAUUACAGCUGUUAAAGUGACAGAGGAUCGUUGAGACUUCCAGGGUGUGGAUCCUGAUACCAUCGUAACUAGAGGUGGGGAUGAACUGCCAGAAAAAGAAAAAAGCUGUUUUAAUUUUGUUGGUGAACUUGAUUCUGUAUAAACCCAUAAUGUUUUUUUA
This is a messenger RNA of Pogona vitticeps (central bearded dragon), 2931 nucleotides long. The record is from RefSeq and is a predicted model, not a curated record. Lineage: Eukaryota; Metazoa; Chordata; Lepidosauria; Squamata; Agamidae.